This is a messenger RNA of Sorex fumeus (smoky shrew), 1757 nucleotides long. It is a transcript of the gene TDRKH, whose product is annotated as tudor and KH domain containing. Bases 47 to 1705 code for a protein of 552 amino acids. The record is from RefSeq and is a predicted model, not a curated record. Lineage: Eukaryota; Metazoa; Chordata; Mammalia; Eulipotyphla; Soricidae. Gene Ontology annotation, molecular function: RNA binding. The transcript is spliced from 13 exons. Gene Ontology annotation, biological process: spermatogenesis.
UCUUUUAUUUGCUUAUUUCAGGAUGUAAGUCAGAGUAAAGCAGAAAAUGUCCUCUCAACGGACUUCUUGGACAAGUUUGUCCACUAUUCAGAAAAUAGCACUUGGCCUUGGAAUUCCCGCCAGUGCAACAGUUGCCUAUAUCUUGUACCGCAGAUACAGAGAAAGCAGAGAAGAGCGUUUGACGUUUGUCGGGGAAGACGACAUUGAGAUAGAGAUGCGAGUGCCCCAGGAAGCGGUGAAACUAAUCAUUGGCAGGCAAGGAGCCAACAUUAAACAGCUGCGGAAGCAGACAGGUGCUCGGAUUGAUGUCGAUACGGAAGAUGUGGGUGAUGAGCGGGUGCUGCUUAUCAGUGGCUUUCCUGUUCAGGUGUGCAAGGCCAAAGCAGCCAUCCAUCAGAUCCUGACAGAAAACACCCCAGUGUCUGAACAGCUCUCGGUUCCCCAGAGAUCUGUGGGCAGGAUCAUAGGGAGAGGUGGUGAGACAAUUCGUUCCAUCUGUAAGGCCUCUGGAGCAAAAAUCACGUGUGACAAAGAAUCAGAGGGAACGUUACUACUGUCAAGACUCAUCAAAAUCUCAGGCACGCAGAAGGAGGUGGCAGCAGCCAAGCAUCUGAUACUGGAGAAGGUUUCAGAAGAUGAAGAACUCCGGAAAAGAAUUGCUCAUUCUGCGGAAACCAGAGUCCCACGCAAGCAGCCUAUCAGUGUAAGGCGGGAGGAAGCACCAGAGGCUGGUGGGGCUGGAGAGCCUGCUUCUUGGAAAGCCGUGGAGCCGGCGUCCGCACCAGCCCGGCCUCCUCACUCCGGCGUCAGUGACGUGGUUGGUGUCGGGCCAGAAGAAGGGCCCUGGGAGAAACCCAGUGAUGACAGCUUUCAAAAGUCUGGCGAUGUCAGUCCAGAGAUGCCCAUGUUUGAAAUUCCCAGUCCUGACUUCAGUUUCCAUGCUGAUGAGUUCCUGGAAGUCUAUGUCUCUGCCUCUGAACAUCCUAACCACUUCUGGAUCCAAAUCAUCGGCUCCCGAAGCCUGCAGUUGGAUAAGCUGGUCAGUGAGAUGACCCAGCACUAUAAUCAUAGUCCGCCUGAAGACUUGAUUGUGAACGUAGGUGAUAUCGUAGCUGCACCUUUACCUACAAAUGGUUCCUGGUAUCGAGCCCGGGUCCUUGGUACCUUGGGAAAUGGAAAUAUGGACCUCUACUUUGUUGACUUUGGAGAUAAUGGAGAUUGCCCGCUGGGGGACCUCAGGGAACUCAGGAGUGACUUCCUAAGCCUUCCAUUUCAAGCAAUAGAGUGUAGCCUGGCUCGGAUCGCCCCCAAAGGUGAACAGUGGGAAGAAGCAGCCUUAGAUGAGUUUGACAGACUUACUCACUGUGCUGACUGGAAGCCUUUGGUUGCCAAGAUCUCUAGCUACGUCCAAACUGGAGCGUCAACUUGGCCCAAGAUCUACUUAUAUGAUACUAGUAGUGAGAAGAAAAUUGAUAUUGGGCUGGAAUUAGUUCGUAAAGGAUAUGCAGUUGAACUUCCUGAAGACACAGAAGAAAACAGAGCAUUGUCGCAGGAAAUGACCAGAGAAGCAGAUGCGUCUCUUGGCAGCUUGCUUGCAGAGACCAAGAAGGGCCCUGAAGAGAUCCCGAAGGCCCUGUCCUGCCUCAGCCUCUCAGAAGCUGCCUCUAUGUCUGGUGAUGAUAAUCCUGAAGACGACUUAGUCUGAAGUGGACUCCACACCUCAGCCAUCUGCUUUGCUGAUUUGGUGCCUACGGAAA